GGCCGUUUCGGGCUUAGUCUGGGAGCGGAGCUGAAAGCUGCUUGGCGGACUGACCGUGGGACUGGCACAGGGCUAGGCGGUGUUUUCUUCAGCUGCACAUGGCAGCACCAGGAGUCUGAGGCUGGCUUGACAGCAGCAAACAACAGCAGGAACAGCUAUGAUGAGAAUAAAGUGGAGGUAGUGAUGGUAGCCUGGGUGUGCGAGGCCUGAGCCCUGACUAUUAAAGAAGAAAUGAGCUUUGUAAAGAAUCAGCGAGAGCAUAUCAGGCGUGGACAACGGCAAUAGCCAAGUGUUUUAUUUUGAUUCUUCUGAAGACAGGAUUGUGACGAAUAGUCAUCAACAUUGCACAGCCUGCGUCUCAGUUAAUGCUUUAACCCGGUUCAUUUCUUAUUUUGUAGGUUUAUUUCUGCGUCACAUGAUCCUGGCCUACAGUAAGCUUUCUUUCAGUCAAGUGUUUAAACUGUACACUGCCCUUCAACAGUACUUUCAAAAUGGUGAGGAAAAGACAGUGGAAGAUACAGAUAUGGAGCUGAUGAAUAGAGAGGAGAGCGAAAGAAAAAUGGAGAAAGAGGAGCUCGAUGUAUCUGUCAGAGAAGAAGAAGUAUCUUGCAGUGGGCCCCUGUCCCAAAAGCAAGCAGAAGUUUUUCUUUCUCAACAGCAUUAUCUCAGCUACUUAAACAAUCUCCGGGUCCAAGAUGUUUUUAGUUCAACGCACAGCCUCCUUCACUAUUUUGACCGCCUGAUUCUUACCGGAGCGGAGAGCAAAAGUAACGGGGAAGAGGGCUACGGCCGGAGCUUGCGAUACGCGGCGCUGAACCUGGCCGCCCUGCACUGCCGCUUUGGUCACUAGUAAGUAAGUUUAUAGACUUUUGUCCAUGCCGACAUUGAAGACAUUAACUUGCAAACGUCAUGAGGUAUUAAAAGGAAAAAAAAGAAAGAAAAAAGGAAGGGAAGGAAUGAAAGGAGGGAGGGAGGGAGGAAGGAAGGACAGAUAGACAAAAAGAGACUCUUCAACCUGGACUUGUCAGUAACUUGCAAAGAGGGAACUUUUUUGUGCUGGGACAAAAGUGAAUCAAAAUCUUCUGCCUAAAUAGUCUGCCCCCUGGCGUCACUAUUUGGGAUCACAGUCUUUGUGCAUGGCCUCAUUCUGUCAUUGCUUCUAAGAACAGUCAUCGAAUUAAAACGAAAUUAGAUCAUUAGGCCAGAGAAUCCCAAAAGGAUUUUUUGGAGGUAAUAAUGGGGGUGCAACAGCUAUUUUCAGUAUUUCAAAAAGCUGAGAGGAAGUUGUGCCUUGACUGGAUGGAAGACUGCAUGGGCUUACUAACAGCCUCAUUUUUGCUUUUGGAUGGAAUUCAGGCAGGUCAGUGAGGAGACUCUGGUUUAUUCCAUUGCUCAGAUAUGCCUGUGUUUGUAAUGAAUAAAAAUAGGAACAUGGGUCAAUUAUUACCUAGUUAUAGAGGCAAAGGAACUCUGGUGGCACAGUGGUUAAGUGCUUGGCUGCUA
This is a messenger RNA of Trichechus manatus latirostris (Florida manatee), 1503 nucleotides long. RefSeq names its product anaphase-promoting complex subunit 5-like. The transcript is spliced from 3 exons. Bases 416 to 850 code for a protein of 144 amino acids. Gene Ontology annotation, biological process: positive regulation of mitotic metaphase/anaphase transition; anaphase-promoting complex-dependent catabolic process; protein K11-linked ubiquitination. NCBI's taxonomy places the organism in Eukaryota, Metazoa, Chordata, Mammalia, Sirenia, Trichechidae. Gene Ontology annotation, cellular component: anaphase-promoting complex. The record is from RefSeq and is a predicted model, not a curated record.